GUCCUUCUUGAGCUCAAUUGCAUACUGCGUUCCUUCCAUUUUAACGCUUCCCACCUCUCCUUCUCCAAUUCAAUCACCACCUGACGAUAAUGAGUACGAAAAUCAUACCUGCACGCGGCGGCGCUCAAAGUAAACCGCCUUCGAGUGGCCUCCCUAAUCAAACUUUAUAUUGUACAAAUCUACCGGACAAACUUCGGAAACAUGAUUUGCGACUGUCCCUCUACAUGCUUUUCUCCACCUACGGCACUGUUCUAGAUGUUGUCGCGAUGAAAACCGAGAAAAUGCGUGGCCAGGCUCAUAUUGUGUUCAAGGAUGUCCAAGCUAGUACGCAAGCUAUGCGCGCUCUUCAGGGUUUCGAGUUCUUUGGCAAGCAAAUGAAAAUUAUGUAUGCCAAAGGCACUUCAGACGUUAUCGCGAGACUUCGUGGAACCUAUAACCUGUCGGUCACUACCUCCAGUGGGCAAGCUGUGGCGGCGUCUACUGAGCUGCAAAAGUCAAUCUUUAGCGGACCUCCUGGGUCAGCAACACUGCCCCCGAAACAUACCGGGGAGGUCAACGGAGAGGAGCCGACAGCUCACGGGUUAAAAAGGCCGCGUGAGGAAGAAAGUGACGAAGAGGAUGCUCCCAUGGAUGAAGAUAGUGAUGUUCCUAUGGAAGCAUCCUCCGACGAAGACUAAGUCCCCAAAUAGUGCCCCAAGGCAUAUGCGCUCCUGGUCUCUGUUGGUCGACCGAGUUCCGGGGACAUGUCAGUCUAGAAGUGCUCUGAAAGCUGAAUCUGCGAGUCAAGACCUCGAAUUCCCUCGCAACUCAUCUGUCGCGAAGAAAUCCCUUGGCAGCUGAAGACCCAACCGAUUUCCGACUAAUCCGAGCCAAAUGAUGAGAUACGUCUCGGGGGUGACACGCCGGUGUCCUGCGAUUUGCCUCAUAACAUCCGCAGUGUUGCACGGGUGGACGAAGAAUGCUGGAGUUCCGGAUUCUGGAUGAUACUACAAAUUAUAAGCUCUAGCUUGAGUUAGGGUUCUGAAUACUUGCACAUACACCCAGACUAAUCCCACCCAUGACACCCACGCUUUGGAGUUCCUCUCUGUAUUGGCUCGGUACCAAAUAUUGGUAAACUGCGUCGAUCCCCAACGGUCCGGGAUGAUCAGUCGGCCGUAAGUUG
Aspergillus fijiensis CBS 313.89 is the source of this 1162-nucleotide messenger RNA. Its product is annotated as U2 snRNP complex subunit MSL1. The transcript has 3 exons. Gene Ontology annotation, cellular component: U12-type spliceosomal complex. Gene Ontology annotation, biological process: mRNA splicing, via spliceosome. Gene Ontology annotation, molecular function: U12 snRNA binding; pre-mRNA intronic binding. NCBI's taxonomy places the organism in Eukaryota, Fungi, Ascomycota, Eurotiomycetes, Eurotiales, Aspergillaceae. The record is from RefSeq and is a predicted model, not a curated record. Bases 90 to 677 code for a protein of 195 amino acids.